Molecule: messenger RNA, 2061 nt
Organism: Aspergillus saccharolyticus JOP 1030-1
Lineage: Eukaryota; Fungi; Ascomycota; Eurotiomycetes; Eurotiales; Aspergillaceae
Gene: vac8
Product: protein anchor VAC8
Exons: 5
Coding region: 185-1981 (598 amino acids)
Biological process (GO): nucleus-vacuole junction assembly; vacuole inheritance
Cellular component (GO): fungal-type vacuole membrane
Molecular function (GO): protein binding; protein-membrane adaptor activity
Source: RefSeq, a predicted model, not a curated record
CAUAGCCAUACACCGCCUUGUGCUGGAUGCAAUAGCGAAAGUAGCAAGGAAGCAAGAAUAGCUCCAAACCAGUGAUACUCCUCAAUCCACGGUCGCACUCGCGCGUCCUGUCGCCAUUCGUCGUCCCUGAAGUCAUUGCUUGCGGGGCCUUGCUCUGGUCCUGCGGGCCUCUACUACCGAAGAUAUGAGUGGAAUCACAAAUGCUUGUCUGUCCUGCUUAUCGACGGUAGACCGUUGGUGCCACAUCUCAGCGUGCCUCGGUCCGAUCAGCGGUCGCUCUAGGGAUGGGAUUUACGAAUCGACCUUGGCAGAUAAUGAGCGCGAAGCAGUCUCCGACUUGCUGCAAUUCCUUGACGCGCAACAACGUCAAGAGGUGGAUUUCUUUCACGGCGAGCCUCUCCGAGCUUUGAGCACUCUGGUAUAUUCCGAUAAUGUUGAACUCCAGCGAAGUGCUAGUUUGACCUUUGCCGAGGUCACGGAGCGAGACGUACGCGAAGUCGACCGAGACACCCUUGAGCCUAUCCUUUUCUUGCUGCAGAGCUCCGAUAUCGAGGUGCAACGGGCGGCCAGUGCCGCGCUCGGGAAUCUGGCUGUCAAUGCGGAGAACAAGGUGUCGAUUGUCGCACUGGGGGGCCUGGCUCCUCUAAUACGGCAGAUGAUGUCGCCUAAUGUCGAAGUGCAAUGUAACGCGGUGGGUUGCAUCACGAACCUGGCUACCCACGAGGACAACAAGGCGAAAAUCGCCCGCUCCGGCGCUCUGGGCCCAUUGAUCCGGCUGGCAAAAUCGAAGGACAUGCGAGUACAGCGUAAUGCGACUGGUGCGCUGCUUAAUAUGACGCACUCGGGUCAGACACCUCACAACAAUAGCAAUAGCGCAACUUCGCUGACAGAUUGCGCAGAUGACAACCGACAACAACUCGUGAACGCGGGCGCCAUUCCUGUUCUGGUCCAAUUGCUAUCGUCUUCCGAUGUGGAUGUACAAUACUACUGCACUACCGCGCUGAGCAAUAUCGCUGUCGAUUCGUCGAACCGCAAGCGUCUAGCCCAAACCGAGUCUCGAUUGGUUCAGUCACUUGUGCAUCUCAUGGAUUCCUCGACCCCGAAGGUACAAUGCCAGGCUGCUCUGGCCCUGCGCAAUCUGGCCUCCGAUGAGAAAUACCAAUUGGAGAUUGUGCGCGCGAAGGGACUGCCACCACUCUUGCGACUCCUGCAAUCCUCUUACCUGCCCCUGAUUCUUUCCGCCGUCGCAUGCAUUCGCAACAUCUCGAUACACCCCCUCAAUGAAUCUCCUAUCAUUGACGCAGGAUUUCUCAAGCCUUUGGUCGACCUGCUCGGGUCGACCGACAACGAGGAGAUUCAGUGUCACGCCAUCUCCACCCUGCGGAACUUGGCGGCCAGCUCUGACCGUAACAAGGAACUUGUCCUCCAGGCGGGGGCGGUUCAGAAGUGCAAGGACUUGGUUCUUCGGGUUCCGCUUAGCGUUCAAUCGGAAAUGACGGCUGCGAUCGCUGUGCUGGCUCUCAGCGACGAGUUGAAACCUCACCUCCUCAACCUCGGCGUCUUCGAUGUUUUGAUUCCUCUCACCGAGUCGGAGAGUAUCGAAGUGCAGGGAAACAGUGCCGCAGCGCUAGGUAAUCUUUCUUCCAAAGUGGGAGACUAUUCGAUUUUUGUCCGCGACUGGGCGGAUCCCAACGGUGGCAUCCACGGCUAUCUCAGCCGCUUCCUAGCCAGCGGGGACCCGACCUUCCAACAUAUUGCUAUUUGGACAUUGCUCCAGCUUCUCGAGUCCGACGACCAAAGGUUGAUCGGAUACAUUGCGAAGUCGGAUGACAUUGUGCAGAUGGUCAAGUCGAUCUCCGAUAAGAGCAUAGAAUCAGACGAGGAGGAUGGAGAUGAGGGCGAAGGCGAGGUCAUUGCGCUGGCACGGCGAUGCCUCGGGUUCCUGGGCAGUGGUCACAAGCAGACCCUUGUAGAAGGCUAAUCUAAUUUCUUUUCUUUUGCGCGCUGAUGCCGGGUUUCAAGGUUUCUUCUUCCAUGUUAUAAAUCCCGAUAAUCAUUCGA